This is a messenger RNA of Diachasmimorpha longicaudata, 806 nucleotides long. Its product is annotated as IQ domain-containing protein K-like. The coding region runs from base 1 to 795 and encodes 264 amino acids. The transcript is spliced from 5 exons. The record is from RefSeq and is a predicted model, not a curated record. NCBI's taxonomy places the organism in Eukaryota, Metazoa, Arthropoda, Insecta, Hymenoptera, Braconidae. Gene Ontology annotation, molecular function: protein binding.
AUGACGACUGAUAUGAAGGCCUUCAUCAGCAUCUCCGCACCGACUUUGCUUUAUCCCAUUUCCACGGGAAGUUGUGAAAAUAACUUUUGUGAGUGUUUGGACAGAGAGUCGUAUGGGGAAUAUUCGGAAACUGAGGAUGAAAUCAAGAAAUCGCUCGGAGAUAUUUCGUUUCAGGAGCAAGAGGAGGAACCGGAAACGAAGGGAAAAUUGCCUCUCUGGGAAACGAUUUUGGAGGAGUUUAGGGAAGAGAGGGAGCAAUUCGAUGAAUGGGAGAAGGAACAGGAGGAACCGAGAUCGGAAAAGACUCCUUGCGAAGCCGUUGAGUACCUGAAUAAGGAGAUUUUUCCUGUUUUACUACCUGCAAUGGAGAAAAUGCUGAAGGAAGCGAAAAAAUGGAAUGCAAUACAAGAUCCAAAAUGUCGAUUUAAUGGUUUGGAUUAUCUAGCAGAGUAUUUAUGGAAUAAAAAUCCCGAGCAUCGUGAGAGACAAUUCCAAUGGAUUGGAGUUUUUGAAAUUCCCCCAUUCAGACGGUGGCUCCAAUCCAACCCUAGGCCAAUUUACCCGAAAUCGUGGCUCUGCAGUCGAAACGAAGCGGCAUUGAUCAUUCAGAGGAAUAUUCGGGGGUGGAUCGUGAGGAAACGAAGGGAUGUCCAAGAAUUGAGAGAAUUCUGGAAGGCCUUGGCUGUGGAACGAGCAGAACGAGGUUCAUCAGUUCCUUACAUUAAUUUAGAUGAGUAUGAAAUUUUGCCAUUCAAGAAUAAAGAACCAUUUGACAUCUGUAAAAUAUUCCAGUAGGAAGAACGUAA